This is a messenger RNA of Nicotiana tabacum (common tobacco), 1003 nucleotides long. Lineage: Eukaryota; Viridiplantae; Streptophyta; Magnoliopsida; Solanales; Solanaceae. The record is from RefSeq and is a predicted model, not a curated record.
AUGGCAAACCCAGGCUUCAGGCAACGCAGCCGCAGUACAUAUUGUGCGGUCUGCGGUGAAGGUUCCGCAGCCGCACUACAUUUCUGUGCGGUCCAUGGAAGAGUAAUUCAGAGAGGUGGCAAAAUCAGGCUUCAGCCUAAAAUCUCCAAAAAUUUGCCUCAUUUCCCCCUUAUUUCCUCUCUCUUCUUUCCCUCUCAUCAGUCCCUCUUCUCUCUCCCCCCAAGCUGCCGCCGCCACCCCAUUGUUACCGCCGAAAAUCGCCCACCGCGGUGGCCGACCUCCAAUCCGCCCCAAAAUUUCACCACUUCUUCCGCUCAACCUCCUCUCCAUGAAUCCAAACCCCAAAAUCCCAUAACCCUUCUCAAUCUCCGUAGAUCUAAGCUAAAACGACACCUUAGCCACCGCCCACCACCUACAAACUCCGAAAAUUUUACACCACCUGACUCGUCUUCUCCCCCUCUUUCCAUAUAUCCAACUCAAAAUCCGAAAAAACCCAUCCACCGCCGGCAUCUUCCCCUACUGCUGCCGGUGCGUCACCCCUCUGCCGCCACUGCCUCUCGCUUCUCUUUUCAAACUGGCCUCGGGCAAGGUUGUGUCACUUUUCAAACUGGCCUCGAGCAAGGUUGUGUCAUUGAUCUUGUUGAAACCGGACUCAGAUUCAUAGGAAUAUUUGGUUUCAAGAAUAUCAACAAUAGAAGCUUGCCUGAAGUCGUACCACUACCUAUCAUCAUUUCCGGGAUGCUCGAGUAUGUGGUAAUCCUUUAAGACUCGUAAUGUAUGUAUUUUUAGCAAUGGGAACAACUUGAACAUGCUGCACCAUUUAAAUGUGUUUGAUGUGAUGAAUAGUUCGACAACAAAUGAGCUUUGUAUGUUAAUGUUAUGUAUCAAGCAUGUGAUAAUGUUAAUAUAGUCCUUCAUAAUACUUGAAUAUUGAGUUGUAAGUUUUUUGAAUGUGAUAUGUAAGUCGUUUAUGGAUUUUUAAGUUUGUUUUCAAGCUAUUGUA